This is a messenger RNA of Microthlaspi erraticum, 1581 nucleotides long. Lineage: Eukaryota; Viridiplantae; Streptophyta; Magnoliopsida; Brassicales; Brassicaceae. The record is from the annotation of a GenBank genome assembly.
AUGGGUUCUGUCUGGAGAGAUUUAGUCAGUAAUCUUCCAGAUCCUCUCAUUUCCCACAUCUUGUCUUUCAUUCCCACAAAAGAAGCAGCUUCCACAUCGGUUCUCUCUAAAAGGUGGCGUUUUCUGUUUGCCUCUGUCACAAAUCUUGAAUUUAAAAGCAAUGGCGAUGAUGAUGAUGAUUAUGAUGAUGAUGAGGCAAGCACAAGUUUUAUGGAGUUUGUGGAGAGAGUUUUGGCCUUGCAAGGGACUGCUCCCAUUAACAGAUUCUCUCUAGAAUGCUGUGGUCAUCCUGAUCAAGCUCGUGUCACCAGUUGGAUACUCAAUGCGUUGAAGCGCGGCGUUUCCGAUCUUGAUUUAGCCCUCUCCGAGUAUCCCUUGCCUGCAGAGAUAUUUUUGAGCAAGACUCUGGUGAAGCUGAAAUUAGGACAGGCAAAUGAUCUCAGUUUCAGCAAUGCUGUGAAGAAAGUGUGUCUUCCAAAGCUCAAGACUUUGGAUAUUGAUUGUGUUGUGUUCGAAGCCGGAGGUGUUGGUUUCGCAAAGCUUCUCUCUGGAUGUCCCGUGCUUGAGGAGUUAGCGCUGAUGAAUAUCGGUUGGGAGUACUGGAAAGCUUGCUCUGUCAAUGUCAAAACGCUCAAGAGGCUGACGUUUUCCUGUGAGGACGAAAACGAUGAUGAGAAUCCCAAGAGCGUCUCAUUCAAUACGCCAAACCUUAAGUACUUGGAGUAUUCUGACACAAUUGCUAAGAAGUAUCCCAAAGUGAACUUUGGUUCGCUUGUCGAAGCUCAUAUCAGCCUUCGAAUGACAGAGGAUCAGAUUGCGGAUGCAACCAUUUCAGACGACGGUUAUUUCUCGGAAGGUGAUGAUGAUGAUAGUGAGGAGAAAGAGAUGGUCGGUGAUGCUACUGCUUUUCUUAUGGGAUUAUGCAAUGUUCGGAUCCUCUAUUUAUCUGCCACAACUCUUGAGGUACUUACUUACUGUUGUGAACCUACACCAGUUUUCAACAACUUGAAUCAGUUAACCGUUGAGAGUAACUCGGAGACUGGAUGGGAUUCAUUGCCAGCACUUCUCAUUAAUUGUCCAAAUCUAGAAACCCUUAUUUUCGAGGGUCUUGUCCACAAAGAUAACGGUGGAUGUGGGAACAUGUGCUGCUGUAAACGUCCAAAGCAAUCUUCUUGCCUUUUAUUUUCACCGGUGAAGGUGCUAAAGAUAGUAAUGGAUGUGAACUACGAUGUUGAGGAAACGAUGGAGGUAAAGCAGGUGAAGCAUUUCUUGAAGACGAUGCCGUGUCUUGAACAGUUGAUAGUAUACUACAAGACAUCAUAUGACCCUUCUGUGUUUGAGUUAUCCAAGAAGCUUCAGAAGGUUCGUGUAAUGGCAUCACCAAAGUGCAAGAUCCAGGUGAUCUCUCCGAAUCUUAGUUUGACAUCUACUUUGCCUUCUUCCUUGACAAGGAGAUGGUCUACUGCUCCUCCAGAAGAAGAAGAAUAUGCUCCUCCGGCAGCAGAAUUUGCUCCUUCAAAAGAAGAAUAUGAUCCUUAUGACGAAUGUUAUUCUUCAGAAGAUGAAAUGUCUUGGCUUUGA